Messenger RNA from Drosophila bipectinata, 2001 nucleotides. RefSeq names its product man(5)GlcNAc(2)-PP-dolichol translocation protein RFT1. Gene Ontology annotation, cellular component: endoplasmic reticulum membrane. Lineage: Eukaryota; Metazoa; Arthropoda; Insecta; Diptera; Drosophilidae. Gene Ontology annotation, biological process: dolichol-linked oligosaccharide biosynthetic process; glycolipid translocation. The record is from RefSeq and is a predicted model, not a curated record.
UUUAACUGAUUUCUGUGGAUAUCCUGGAUGUGAGGCAGGACCAGCCAGCGGAAGGAUGGCACGAAAUGUGCUCGCAAGCAGCCUACUCGGCGCUGGCUUCAGCAUUAUCUUUCAGAUACUAUGCCGCAUCCUAACCUUUGGCAUCAAUGCCUAUAUCGUGCGGCAUGUCGGCCGGGAGGUGCUGGGUAUCAUGAAUGUGCGACUGCUGCUCCUCGAGAGCACCCUGCUCUUCCUGUCCCGCGAGGCCAUCAACCGGGCCGCCUUGAGCGCCAAUGCCCAGCAGGGUGAUCGCUGCACCUGGGCCCAGCUCAUCAAUCAGAUGUGGCUGACAGUACCCAUUUGUGGUGUUUUGUGUGCUCCAUGCCUGUACAUCUGGCUCAACUGGCUGUCGGCGGUGGACAGCAUUUACCUUAGUCAGUAUGAGUUUGCCUGCUAUGCGGUUGCCUUGUCCUGUGUCCUGGAACUGGUCGCCGAAUCGGCCGUCUUUGUGGCCCAGGUCUUUUGUUUCGUCAAGCUAAAGAUUCUCCUCAAUACCCUUCACAUCUUUGUGCGCUCCGCCAUCUUCCUGUGGAUCGUGACCGGGGACGGUAGUGCCGCCAUUAAUGCCUUCGCCAUUGCCCAGCUGUCCAGUGCCGUGACCAUUGUCGUCGGUCAGUAUGGUUUCUUUUAUUUCUAUCUGAAGGGCUUCCAGGACUUUGUGGCCCAGCAGUCCCGAAAGAAGCCACCGGCUCCCAAGGCCUGGCAGUCCUCCCUCUACAACAACAUGGACGAUUUCCCCUUCAAGCGACUCCAGGACUUUCUGCCGUGUGUCCUUUUCAAUCCGGCUGGAAAGACCUUCAACCGUGAACUCCAAACCCUGACCCUGAGCUUCGUAAAGCAGGGCGUACUGAAGCAGAUCCUCACCGAGGGCGAGAAGUAUGUGAUGUCGGUGUCGCCGGUGCUGAGUUUCGGCGAGCAGGCCACCUACGAUGUGGUCAACAAUCUGGGCAGCAUGGCCGCCCGCUUUAUAUUCCGGCCGAUCGAGGACAGCUCCUACUUCUACUUCACCCAGACCCUCUCCCGGGACGUUAAGCUGGCCAAGCAGCCACCGGACAUGGUCCGUCAGGCGGGCAGUGUCCUAAAGAACCUCCUCCUCGGCGUCAGCUCCAUCGGCCUGAUUGCCUUCACCUUUGGCCAGAGCUAUUCCCGUCCCGUCCUCCUGCUCUAUGGCGGCCCAGACUUUGUGGCCGGCGGACUGCCGCAGAGUCUGCUGCAGUGGCACUGCCUGGCCAUCUAUCUGCUGGCCGUAAAUGGCAUCAGCGAGGGCUACAUGUUCGCCACAAACACCAGCAAGGACAUCGACAAGUACAACUACCUGAUGGCCAUAUUCUCGGUCAGCUUUCUGGUGCUCUCCUACAUCCUCACGGGCAUCUUUGGCCCGGUGGGCUUCAUCUUUGCCAACUGUAUCAACAUGAUGAGCCGCAUCAUGUACAGCACCCACUAUAUCCGGCAGCAGUAUCGCAUCUUGUCCCUGGAUCCGUUGCAGGGUCUCUGGCCGGGCAAGCUCUUCGGUGGAACUCUGAUUCUAGCUGGCAUUGUUUGCUAUUUGUAUCAAGAUUCUGAUCUGAUGACCCAUUUUGGAGUUGGUAUCCUGGCUGGCAUCGCUUGCCUUCUGGCCUGGGCCCUGGCCCAUCGGGAUCUGGUGCGUCUGGCCUGGCACUAUGGCCGUCGCCUCAAGAUCGACUAGCAUGGACACUGCGAUAUGGUUCAUGGCUUCCGCAUCCCAAAGAUCGUUUCUUCGUUUUAGUUAAUUUCCUUCGCUUUCCUCAACGAAACGCACAUAUUUUUAUAAAUAUCGGAUGUAUAUACUUUAGUGGGUUUAAUUUUUUUUUUAAGUGCAAUUUAAAUUAGGAAUAAUUCAAGUCUUGUUUUUAAAAAUUAUUUAAAAUUCUAGUAAAAAUUUUGUAAUUUUUUUUUGGUAUAUAUCCAUUAACCCACUAUAGUAUACAUCAUUAUAUACAC